UACCGCACAAAGUUACCUGUGUUUUUCUAGUCAUAUUACAGCAUCAACAAUGUCGAAAUUCUUUGGACAAUGGGAGAUGGACGAUAUUUGCGAGAAAUCUGAGAAUUUCAUGGCAUUUUGUGAAGCUGUGAAAAUGACAAAAGAGGAAAUAGAAUACUACAAGACGAUGCGAGAAAAUAUAACUUACUCUGGGCAGGGUGAAAAUUGGACUUGCGAGAUUGCCAUGGGCGACACGAAAAGCAAACACCAGUUUACACUUGGAAUAAAAAAUCCACCAGAGAAGGGCAUUGAUGGGUCAAUCUUCAGUAUUGAACCUAAGCUUGAAGCGCCAGACAGACUUGUAGAGAUAUCCACGACAAGGCUUCCUAAACACGAUAAAGAUGUGGUCACCGAGACCGUGCGGAUCUUGACCGCUCCAAAUAAAAUGAAAUCCAUUGUAAGAGACGUUGCAUCAAAUGUCUCAAUGACGUUUUACGCAACACGGAAGUAAUGUUUCCCAUUAAAUACUGAACUUCCAUGCAUAAUGCACUAAUGAAGAUGGGACAUUAUUGAAUUCCUGCGAAUCACUAAAAGUUACUUAAGUGUACUAACGUGACGCAACCAAAAUUGGAACUCAUUAUAAAGAAAUAAGUAAACAAAUUCUAACGAGUGUUUGUGUUUCUCUAUACCUUUAUCUUUCAUUUUUUGCUUUGGUUUCAUGUCAGCAGAGCAUGUUUCUAUAUAUAUAGAACACAGUAAGGCAUGCGUGAUUUAAAAAUGCAAAUCAGCAGGUAGGCGUACCCAAAAUGGAACUCCUUUUGAAGGAAUGCUCUUGAACAUUUUUUUCACAUUUUAUAAACGUUCACUUUAAAAAAAGAGAUUCUGUGUCAAACAUUUUAGAUGUGUUUUUUGAGUUACGUUACAUUGUUAGGUGGCGUUAUCUUAAACAUUGUGUGAUUAAAUAGCUAAAAUGUUCAUGCUUUUAUUAUCAGAUCACAUUGAUAAUAAAUGGUUUUGCCGGA
Molecule: messenger RNA, 1001 nt
Organism: Ylistrum balloti
Lineage: Eukaryota; Metazoa; Mollusca; Bivalvia; Pectinida; Pectinidae
Exons: 4
Coding region: 50-490 (146 amino acids)
Source: RefSeq, a predicted model, not a curated record